AUGGCGGCGGCCGUGGACGAGAGCGCGCUGCCCUCCAUCUCCACCUUCACCAACCUGUUGCCGCUGGAGGAGCGGCCCCCCGACAUGAUGCACGUAAGCAGCGGGCACUGGGAACGGAGCGCCGAGGGAGGGGGGUGUAGGGUCCGGUGCUCCUGGGUCCGGUGCUCGGUCCCCCCGCCGUCGGAGGGCGCUGCUGGAGCUGUGCCGGAGCGGUGCGGAGCCGUCGGGUGGGCUGGGAGAGCCGCCGCCCCGGGCGGAGGGUACGGGUGGGGGGAGCUGUGCCCCGCUGUCCCGUUCCUGACGCCGCUGUUCCCGCAGAGGAUGCUGCCACACGACGGCUCCGCCGCUGCCGUGAAGCGGGAGGAGGACGAGUUGGGCAAAUUCGUGGAUUUGGACUUCAUCCUGGCGCACACCAGCAGCGGCGGGCAGGGACCGCCCGGCCCCAAUUACCCUCUGCCUGAGACCCCCGAGAGCUGCGGCACCACGUACGACAGCGACGGCUCCUACCCCACGCCGGGCAAGUUCCCGGCGCCGUACCCCGACGGCCAGAGCCACAGCUACGUGGCCGAGCUUCUCACCCCGGACCUGCCCGCGCACUGCGACCUGCAGCGGAGGGAGUACACGGAGCUGCGGGUGCCCGGCGGCCCCCACCACCACCCGGCCCUGCACCCGGCCCUGUCCCGCCCGCUGCCCCUGGACCCGUCGCAGCCUUUCGGGCCUCGCAUCAAGAAGGAGCAGCCGGAGGAGCGCGCCUGCAUGCUGGGGUUACCUGGCGGCGAGUACCUGGGACCGGGAGGUGGUGAACACAAGCCCCCCCGCAUGGCGCCGGGCCCGGUGUCGGGGCCACCGCUGCCGUACCCUGGUUUCGCCCACGGCCGCUUGGGCCCCCCCGAGGAGCCGCUGCCCGGUGCCGACCCGCACCUGCUGGCCGACCUGCCGCCCCACUAUGCCGUGGCCCCGCAUCGCUACGCGCCCCACUUCGCCCCCCAGCCGCCCCCUCAGUUUCAUGGACACUUCAGUGUUUUCAGGGAGCCCCUAAAGGGGCCGGGGCCGGGCCCGGCGGGGCUGCCCGGGCUGCUGGUCACGCCGCCCAACUCCCCGGUGCUGGAGUAUUUUCCGGCCGGGGGCCCCCCCGAGGACUGCAAGCCCAAACGCGGCCGCCGCUCGUGGGCGCGCAAGCGGACGGCGACGCACAACUGUGAAUACCCGGGCUGCGGCAAGACGUACACCAAGAGCUCCCACCUCAAGGCGCACAUGCGGACGCACACGGGUAAGGAAGCACGAGGAGGCGGGCGAGGGUCGGGACACACGGGGUUACUCGCGCGGUCCCCGCGGUGGGGUUGGAUAGGCUCAUGGAGGGGGAUGCUCUGCCGUCAGUCCACGGUAAUUGCCCCAGCGGUGGAGUAUUUGGGAGGUCCACGCGGUGGGGCCGGGCUGGGGUGGGCCGUGAGAGGUGGGGGGGAGGCCCUAUGUGGGGCAGGGUGUGCUCAGGACCCUGAGAUGUGAGGUGCGGCACAUAGGUGCCUGGAUGGACACAUCCCACGGCUGGGCUGAGGAUGAAGGGAGGUGGGGUCCCCAUGGUGGAAGUGUUCUGGUGUAGCCCUGUAGCAGAGCUGGGAUGCGGCACGUGGUGAGUGAGGUUUCUUGGCAGCGACAGGCAAGGGGGCAGAGGCACGUGGAGGGGUUCUUGCAGUGGGGCAGAGGUGGGCCUCGUGCUGAGGCAAGCGGGGAAGCGAUGCAUUUGGGGAAGGAUGGGAAGAUCGGGGUGAAAGGAAAGGUGGGUCAGGCAACGGCGCACGGUCGGUCUCCUCUCUAUUGAAGGAGCAUAGGAGUGGUGGGCAGGGACCUCCUCCAUAAACCAGGAGGGCUGGGAAGGGGGGGUGAAGGCAUGCGGAGUGCUGUGCCCACUGACAGCCCCUCUCC
Gallus gallus (chicken) is the source of this 1923-nucleotide messenger RNA. Its product is annotated as Kruppel-like factor 1 (erythroid)-like. The record is from RefSeq and is a predicted model, not a curated record. The transcript has a single exon. Lineage: Eukaryota; Metazoa; Chordata; Aves; Galliformes; Phasianidae. Gene Ontology annotation, molecular function: DNA-binding transcription factor activity, RNA polymerase II-specific; RNA polymerase II cis-regulatory region sequence-specific DNA binding. Gene Ontology annotation, biological process: regulation of transcription by RNA polymerase II. Bases 1 to 1506 code for a protein of 501 amino acids.